Molecule: messenger RNA, 2443 nt
Organism: Ricinus communis (castor bean)
Lineage: Eukaryota; Viridiplantae; Streptophyta; Magnoliopsida; Malpighiales; Euphorbiaceae
Product: GDP-L-galactose phosphorylase 2
Exons: 7
Coding region: 744-2105 (453 amino acids)
Biological process (GO): glucose metabolic process
Cellular component (GO): cytoplasm
Molecular function (GO): GDP-D-glucose phosphorylase activity
Source: RefSeq, a predicted model, not a curated record
GGUAGUUUGGCAACAAAUACUGCAGCCACAAAAGCCCAAAUUUUUGCAGUUCCAGGCAAUUUCUUAAAACAAAAGAAAGAAAGCAUAGUGGUCCUCCAAUCCGUACCGCCUUCGUUGGUCCCUCUCCGACGAACCCCUUGUUGGGCGUUUUGAUUUGAAAAACAACUGUAGCACCACUCCUACUUCUUGUUUUCUCUCGCUUUUUAUCUAUAUAACCACCAUCUCCUCUUCCACUUCUUACACACACCCAGACCCCUUUUAUCUUCCCUUAUCAAAUUCAAAACAACCCACUUCAGAAAAGAAAAGCAAUCCAGGUACGCAUAAGUUUAUUUGUGAUUUGGUGAAAAGGGUAGGAGUUAGUUUUACCAAAAGAGCGAUAAUUUUUUUUGUUGGAGGGUAAUACCCGGGGGUAGACAAGUUGUAGACAUCACGGCUAUACACGGAGUAACUCGGCCUCUAGUUCAUUUCCAUGCAGUACGACGUAAGGGUUGUGUAAUUGAGAGCAGCAACCCUUCGCCGCACGGCGGGCGUGGUGCUUUGCCUUCUGAAGGCGGCAGUCCUUCCGACCUCCUUUUUCUCGCCGGUGGUGGUUAUUUUCUUGCUCUGAGUGUUUUCUUUUAAUGUUUAUACAUUGAAUAGCUGCAAGGAAAAUAAAAGAAGAAAAGUUACCUUUUUUUCUAGAGGUAUUAGAUUUCUCUAUUAAGUACAAUUUAUUGCGGUUUUGAGAAUUUUUAAAAGUAAAGAUGAGUGGUAAGUUCAUGUUAAGUAUCAAGAGAGUUCCUACUGUCGUUUCCAAUUUCCAAAAAGAUGAGGCCGAAGAUGGUGGUAAAAAGAGUGGGGGCUGUGGCCGUAAUUGCCUUCAGAAAUGCUGCAUUCAAGGUGCAAAGCUCCCUUUGUAUGCUUUCAAGAGAGUGGACAAGAUUGUUAGCGAGAAGGAGGUGAUUGAACAUGAGAAUACUGAGCCUCCUGUAGCAUUCCUCGACUCGCUCCUUCUUGGGGAGUGGGAGGAACGUGUGCAGAGAGGCCUCUUUCGUUAUGAUGUAACAGCCUGUGAAACCAAGGUGAUCCCUGGCCAGUAUGGUUUCAUUGCUCAGCUGAACGAGGGCCGUCACUUGAAGAAGAGGCCAACUGAAUUUCGGGUUGACAAGGUUCUCCAGCCCUUUGAUGGGAACAAAUUUAACUUCACUAAAGUUGGCCAAGAAGAGGUGCUAUUCCAGUUUGAAGCAAGUGAGGAUGGUGACAUUCAGUUCUUCCCAAGUGCCCCUAUCGACCUUAAGAAUUCUCCGAGUGUGGUGGCCAUUAAUGUUAGUCCUAUAGAGUAUGGGCAUGUGUUGUUGAUUCCACGUAUUCUGGAGUGCUUGCCACAGAGGAUUGACCGUGAGAGCUUAUUGCUUGCACUUUACAUGGCAGCUGAAGCUGGGAAUCCAUACUUCCGUUUGGGUUACAACAGCUUGGGUGCAUUUGCUACCAUAAAUCACCUUCAUUUCCAGGCUUACUACUUAGCUAUGCAAUUUCCUAUUGAGAAGGCGCCCACUAACAAGAUUGCCACUUUGGAUUCUGGGGUCAAAAUCUCUGAGCUCGUGAAUUACCCUGUCCGAGGCCUUCUAUUUGAGGAUGGAAAUACUCUGCAAGAUUUAUCCAGUACCAUCUCAGAUGCUUGUAUCUGCCUUCAAGAUAACAGUAUACCAUACAAUGUGCUCAUCUCUGAUUGUGGAAAGCGUUUAUUUCUUUUGCCACAGUGUUAUGCAGAGAAACAAGCUCUUGGGGAAGUGAGUCCUGAACUUCUUGAGACCCAAGUGAACCCAGCUGUGUGGGAAAUUAGUGGCCAUAUGGUGCUGAAAAGGAAGGAGGACUAUGAGGAGGCAUCAGAGGAGAAUGCUUGGAGGCUGCUUUCCGAGGUUUCUCUCUCUGAGGCUAGAUUCCAGGAAGUGAAUGCUCUCAUCUUUGAAGCUAUCUCCUAUGCUGGUAGUGGCAGCGACCAUGAAGCUCAGAAUGUCCUGCUGGAAGAUAAAAAUGUCAAGUCUGCUGAAGAAGUUGAUGCCAUUAAUCAAAGCUCGCACCACACUAUGGUGACUGGAAAUCAAGAAUGCCUCAUUCAGCAGUAAGGUUUGUCUGGGAUGGACAGACUAGUUAUGUCGUGUUCUUAUGGUUAAUAACAUAGUAUGGGAUAUUGAAUUAGUAACUAUAUUACUGCCUGAGUGGGUUCCAGCAGUGGCCUAAAGAAGCAAACUAGGUUUGCAUUGUAAGUCUUGGUUUGCCUUUUUGUGUAAUCAGCACCAUUUGUGCUGUGUAUUCAGCAUACUGGCAAUGUAAUUUCCUAUUUGUAUUGGUUUAUGCAAAUAUUAUUAUGCUACGGGAUGUUUGCUGUUAUGAAGCAGCUUAUGUGAAUAAUGCCCAUGUCUUUGGUUUAUGCAAUGCAAUUUAUAUCAGGUUGCUGGCUUCA